Molecule: messenger RNA, 489 nt
Organism: Hibiscus syriacus
Lineage: Eukaryota; Viridiplantae; Streptophyta; Magnoliopsida; Malvales; Malvaceae
Exons: 4
Coding region: 1-465 (154 amino acids)
Source: RefSeq, a predicted model, not a curated record
AUGUCCCAGAACCUCUUUGGUACGAGUCCAUUCCCUGGUGAUGGAACUGGAUUGAGCUUAAACAUGGAGAAUCAUGAUCCUAAGCAUUGGUGGGGCUCCAAGGGAUUACAGCUAUCCAUCCAGCUUUGUAAUCAGCUGGUGCAGUUGCUAUGGCUCAUGUUAGGCCAGACAUCAAUUUUGCCGAGGACAUCAGACAGGAACAACUUGGAUAUAGGCUCAGAUUACAUGAAGUCUCCGGUCAAGGAUGAUGAAAAUGCACGAGUUGAGCAACACCUACAGGUACCUGAAUUUGUGUUUGAAGAAAGGAAAUUGAAUAUGAAGAAUACUUGUCUACCUCUUGUGUUUCAUUCCCAUGGAGAAUUUGAUACAAGUACAUUGCAGAUCAUUAAAAAUGAAGAUCUCAAAGAGCCAAGGGAGCUGGGUUCAGGUACAUUUGGGGCUGCUUACCAUGGAAAAUGGAGAUGAACAGAUGUUGCCAUCAUGUGGAUA